AUGCUCUACAAUAGAUACUCGGGUUGUACCUACUGUGUGUAACGUGCUGUGCCAGCCAUGGCAAGGCAUAAAUGCUCUGUCUUGAAGAAACUUACAAAGUGGAAGCAAUAAGACGUAGUUAAAGAGAAUUAUAAGGUGAUUCAACAUGUGGAAAGUGCUGACCGGUGCUAGGCACUGUGUGGUGCGGUGGUGGGGAAGCGAUAUUUCUGCUUGUGGGGAAUCAAGUAAGGCUUCAAAGCUGAGAUGGCAGGUGUCUCUCAGGUCUCUUAAAGAUCCUGUGUGUCUCUAGAACUGUGAAAAAUCAGAACUGAACACUUAGUUCAGAAGCAUUCUAUGCAGCUGAAGAACACAAUGAGACAAUGGGGCAUUCUCUUUGCUUGGGUCCCAGUAGCCUUUUGAAGGUGGUUGUGCAGAUGGAAGGUUGCUGAGAAAGAGGAGAGGAAGGAGACAGGUGGGCUUGAAUUUGCAAGAGGCAGUGUGGUGUUGUGCAAAGAAUACGUUGUCUAUCCUUAGAUCGCAACGAACGAAAUAAACCAGAGCAUCGUUCUUCAAGCCAAGGACCUUUGUCAUCCAUUAGAGCGGUAAUCAAGAGAUCACUCAUGAAUAGUGCACAGCCAAAAUGCCCCGUGGAAGAGCUUCUCGGACUUCUUUUCAGAGUGAGCUUCAUCGAGAUAGGAGGCGCCCAGAGAUCACCAUCGUGGCAGCUGAGCCCCUGAGGCCGGCCUCGUGGUUCCCAGGAGCCCCACCCCCGGGACUGGGAUUUCCCCCAUCUUCUGCAGCAGGUCCUUGGAGGCCCAGUGAGCUGGUUCCUGCUGAGCUCCCACCAUCUUAUGAACAAGUCAUAAAAGAAAUCAACCAAGUUCAAGUGAAUACUACGAAUAAUAAUGCUGCUGCCACUCCAAGGCACACAAUUACUUCUGCAACUCAGACUGACUUUCCAGAAGAAAUAGACAACCAGCUGCCUCAAAGUAAUGCAACACUACAGGCACCUCUCAAGCCUCUCCAGCCUUCCCCGGUGGUCUCGGCCAGUGAUCUUCCAACAAAUGUUGCACCUUUAAUAGUCUUUGAUACUUCAGAGGAACAGAACUGUCCAGAGAACUCCAGUGCUACAAGAUGUCCAGUGCCAAGACCAAGAUCAAAAGCCAACCUCAGACCUGUAGCCAGAGACAGUCACAUUAAAGAGCAAAAUCACCAGAAAACCAGCCCCACAGCCACAGACAAGGAGUCCUCGCUGAGCCAGCCCCAGUCUUUGUUGGAUAGUACCAACAACUUGGAUAGUCAGGCAGUGAUGAACAUUAUGAACACAGAACGAAGCCAAAAUAGUGUCGUUUCAAGAAUCAAAGCAUUUGAGGGCCAGACAAAUAAAGAAACCUCGGGACCACCCGUGAAACCAGAAAUCGCUCCCCGCACACUGCCCCCCAGGCCUGCUCUUCCCUCAGGGAAACCCUCAGUGGCUCCCAAGCCAGCUGCCAACCGAGCUUCUGGAGAGUGGGACUCCUGGACUGAAAACAGACUCAAGGUGGCCCCCAGGGAAGGGCUCACCCCACAGUCUACACCACAAGAAGUAGGGAGCAUCCCAGUAACCAAACCUGAAUUGCCAAAGAAACCAAAUGCUGGCCUUACACGAAGUAUUAAUCAUGAGAUUCUGGGAGGAGGGCCCAUGGCUGAGAGCCCUGACGGUGGGAAGAAAGUCCCAACCCCUGCUCCUCGGCCUUUGUUGCCGAAGAAAUCCGUCUCCUUAGAAAUCCCCAACUCUACAGCUUUGCUGAAACCGGUCACCGUUCCUCCCCGACUCUCAGUGGCGUCACAGGCCAAAGCAUUCAGGUCACUGGGAGAAGGGCCCCUGGCCGUCUCCCCGGCUGCAGCUCAGCAAAGCAAGCCUCCAGGGGACAUUGACCUCAUCAGUUUUGAUGAUGAUGUUUUACCCACACCAGCUGGGAACCUGGUUGAAGAAUCUCUUGGUUCAGAGAUAGUUCUAGAUCCCUUUCAGCUCCCCAUAAAAACAGAACCAACAAAGGAACGAGCAGUUCAACCAGCACCCACCAGGAAGCCCACUGUGAUUCGAAUUCCAGCCAAACCAGGAAAAUGUUUACAUGAGGAUCCACAAAGCCCACCUCCUCUCCCUAUUGAAAAACCUAUUGGAAAUACUUGCAGUACAGUGUCUGGAAAGCUCAGUACUGUUGACAGAACUAGAAACUUGGAAUCUGACCACACGGGUCAAACAGGAGGCUCUGUGCGGGGACCCCCAAGGUUGCCACCAAGACCUGUAAAUGGAAAAGCGAUACCAGCUCGACAACCUCCUCACAGGGGAGCCCCUGAGAGACCACCUCCCCCCAAACUUUCUGCAACCAGAGCAUCCAGUAAAAAACUGCCUUUUAAUCGGUCUUCUUCUGACAUGGAUCUUCAGAAAAAGCAAAGUAACUUGGCAUCUGGACUCUCUAAAGCCAAGAGUCAAGUAUUUAGAACUCAAGAUCCGGUGCUGCCCCCUCGCCCCAAACCAGGACACCCUCUCUACAGGAAAUACAUGCUGUCUGUGCCUCAUGGAAUUGCCAAUGAAGACAUUGUCUCCCAAAACCCUGGAGAACUCUCCUGUAAGCGUGGGGACGUACUUGUGAUGCUGAAGCAGGCAGAAAAUAAUUACUUGGAAUGCCAAAAGGGAGAAGAUACUGGCAGAGUUCACCUGUCUCAGAUAAAGAUUAUCACUCCACUUGAUGAACAUCUUAGAAGCAGACCAAAUGAUCCGAACCAUGCCCAGAAGCCUGUUGACAGUAGUGCCCCUCAUGCUGUUGUUCUUCAUGAUUUUCCAGCAGAGCAAGCUGAUGACUUGCACCUCACUUCUGGAGAAAUUGUUUAUCUUCUGGAAAAAAUAGACCCAGAUUGGUAUAGAGGGAGAUGUAGAAACCAGACUGGCAUAUUUCCUGCCAACUACGUCAGAGUAAUUGUUGAUGUUCCAGAAGGAGGAAAUGGGAAAAGAGAAUCUGUUUCAUCUCACUGUGUUAAGGGCCCAAGAUGUGUCGCUCGGUUUGAAUAUAUUGGAGACCAGAAGGAUGAGUUAAGCUUCUCAGAGGGAGAAAUUAUUAUUCUUAAAGAGUAUGUGAGUGAAGAAUGGGCCAGAGGAGAACUUCGAGACAGAAUUGGGAUUUUUCCCCUUAAUUUUGUAGAACUUGUGGAGGACCAUCCCAUCUCUGGAACAAAUGUUUUCAGCACAAAGGUACCACCUAAGACCAAAAAAGAAGAUUCUGGUGUAAAUUCUCAGGAUACUAGUCUUUCCGGAGAAUGGUGUGAAGCCCUUCACAGUUUUACAGCAGAGACCAGUGAUGACUUAUCCUUCCGGAGGGGAGACCGAAUCCUGAUCCUUGAGCGUGUGGACGCUGACUGGUACAAGGGCAGACUGCGGGACAGGGAGGGGAUCUUCCCAGCAGUCUUCGUGCGGCCCUGCCCAGCAGAGGCAAAAAGUAUGUCUGCUUUGGCAUUGAAGGGGAAGAAGGCCAAAGCCUUGUAUGAUUUCCAUGGGGAGAAUGAAGAUGAACUUUCUUUCAAGGCUGGAGACAUCAUAACAGAGCUGGAAUCUGUAGAUGAUGACUGGAUGAGUGGAGAACUAAUGGGAAAAUCUGGAAUAUUUCCCAAAAACUACGUUCAGUUUUUACAAGUCAGCUAAAGGUGAAGAAUGACUGUGUUCUUUGGCACAAGCACUCACUUGAACUCUUACUUUGACUAUCAGAUACGUUUUUGCACUAUUUUUGUAAACUGAAAUAUCUGUGCUCUACAUGGUACACUAGAAUUUUCUGAAAGCAGAAUAUGUCCAGGUUCUGUAGUCCGCUUUCAUUCACAGUAGAAACAUGCACAUGGAAACCUGUGAACCACCCUGGUAUCCUGCCAGGGUGGACGUCUGGUGGGAUCAGCAAGGCGGGUACCCACUUCCCCCAGGGAAAGCGUCAGGUGGCGUGGCGGCGUGGGGAGGCUUAUGAGCAGAGGUUGCACUUGGACAUCUAGACCUCAACACCAGGAAAUUAACCAUGCUUCUUCAUUUUUCACUUUAGUUUAAAAAGAGGACGUUUGAUAAUUUGAUAUUCUCUGUGCUGUAACUGUCAGGACAUGGUUGGUAAUCUAAAUUUCAUUUUUGACAUUCAAAUUCGUUCUAACCAUUUAAGCCCAUUAUCCUUAUUACCAGGGCAAAUCUUUGCUUCUGGUGGGGCAGUUUAUUAACUAGCUGGAGCCUUUAUAAGCACUUGGUAAAUCAGCCCGUGCUUAUCAAAUGCUUCUUUUGUUCCUAAGUAUUUUUCCCUUUGUCCAAGGAUUUAAAGGGGGUUAGAAUUUGAUGUAUCUUAGUCAAAAGAACCCAAACCAUCCUGAAACGCCUUGCUAAUACAACUAACCCUUCCACACACCGGCCACACCUUCUUUCUUCCACGUAUACUUCAUGCUAACAGGGUUAUUAUAAAGCACAUUUUCUGAAUCUGCAAUCAUUCUUUUGACAAUUACUGGUACCCAAAGAGAAAUUCAUUUUCUUUGUGUUACCCCAGUAAUACAUAAAAACCUGUGUCUUGUUAUACUGGUACAUUAUGAAUCACAUAUAUCUCAGAAUACAGAGCAACUAUUAAGACAGAAAACACCAAACCCCCACAGCUCGUUUCUUCCUUAUAAUCAGAAUGAAAAAUAACUGAAGGAGAUCCAAGGCUGAUACUUCUUUGGGUUUUUGUCCCCAGUUUAUUCCUGUGCAAAUUAUUAGAGUAAAUUAAAAAACCACUUUCCUGCUAUCCAUUUGUUAUGCAUUCCAGACUUAAGAUAAAAGUGGUUCUUUAUGUGAUUGAAUCAAUUACAGUUUAUGGGCUUAAGCCAAAUAGGUCGAAGACAAUCUUCCAAACAGAUCAAUGGAAUGGAAUUUCAUUGGAAAUGUAAAACAUUUCCCCAACAGCCCUCCCAGUUUUCUUCCAUUUUUGAGAAGAGUUUCAUAUGCUUGGUCACUUUUUAGCUUUUGUCAUUGUUUCCCACUGUCCAAAAAGUUUGGCAGCCAGUUUUCAACAAUUAUUUGAACACCCUGUGGGGUUCUGUAAGGGAGGAGAUACUUACUUUGUCUUUGAUAGAACUUCAUUUUUCAGUUACAUGGUUAUCAUUGAUUUUGGAGUAUGGGAGCUGUUUUUCAUACAUUUUGGUUAGAGGACAUUAUAAAGAAAACUUGUCAAAUCUCACAUAAGAGUAAUUUCAUGAGAAAUGAAUGACUUAGAGUAUUGUCUCAAGUAAAGUCUUAUUUGCAGUAAGGUGCACAACCGCUGGAAGUGGGGGAUGUGUCUGGAAUAGUACAUGAGGUAUAUUAUUUUUGCCUAUAAUUGUGACAUCAUAUAUCAAAGAUCGUGAAAGCCUAGCUUUAUUGGAGAAAAAUAUCCCUCUUAAAUUUUGGCCUUGUGUUAGCAGAAUGAUAAGUGCAAUAGUUGUAAAUCUACUUGACACUAUAAUAAACUGAACUGAACUUUUCAAAGUC
Mustela erminea (ermine) is the source of this 5479-nucleotide messenger RNA. It is a transcript of the gene SH3D19, whose product is annotated as SH3 domain containing 19. Lineage: Eukaryota; Metazoa; Chordata; Mammalia; Carnivora; Mustelidae. The transcript has 22 exons. The coding region runs from base 620 to 3658 and encodes 1012 amino acids. Gene Ontology annotation, molecular function: protein binding. The record is from RefSeq and is a predicted model, not a curated record.